UCCCCCCUUCUCUCCCUCCUUCUCUGCCUCCUUCUCUCCCCCCUUCUCUCCCUCCUUCUCUCCCCCCUUCUCUCCCUCGCUCCCCCUGUCUCUCCCCCGACGAUGCUGCCGCGGAGGUUCCGAGUGCUGAUCGCCACUGUGUUGCUGGUCGGGGGGACCAUGCACAUCCUGACCGACCUGCUGCCGAGGCUGGAGAAGCGGGCGGCGGCGGCGACGGCGGGGGAAGCCGGAGCGGGAGCGGCGGGGGCCGGGGCCGGGGCUGGGGCCGGGGGAGGCGGCUGCCCCUGUCACCACCGGCCGCAGGGCUGGGACAAACACACUCUGCGGAUCCUGCAAGACUUCAGCAGCAGCGACGCCGCUCCCGCCGCCGCCAACCGCAGCGGCAAGAGGCUGGUGGGCGAUGGUGCAGACCCCCGGUCCGCUGGAAACCUCCCACCCUCCAAACUGGCCGCUCUGUUCCACCACCCCAUCUACCAGAGAUCCGAGGCACCUCUCCGACCCCAGGAUAUACUCUUCAACGUCAAGUCGGACAUCAGAUUCAACCCCAAAUCCGCCGCUCCCCGAGACUGGGCCAAUGAAGAGGAGGGUUACGCGGCCGCUGGUAGUGAGACCGCCAUUGACUCCUACCCCAACUGGUUAAAGUUUCACAUCGGGAUAAACCGCUACGAGUUGUAUUCCCGCCACAACCCUGCGAUCGAUGGGCUGCUGGGCGACCUGGCUACUCAGCAGAUCUCCAGUGUUGCGAUGAAAUCUGGAGGCACUCAGCUGAAACUCAUCAUGACGUUCCAAAACUAUGGGCAGGCCCUCUUCAAGCCGAUGAAACAAACCAGGGAGCAGGAAACUCCGCCAGACUUCUUCUACUUCUCCGACUAUGAGCGGCACAACUCGGAGAUUGCUGCCUUCCACUUGGACAGGAUCCUGGAUUUCCGACGGGUGCCCCCAGUGGCCGGAAGACUGGUCAACAUGACAAGGGAGAUCCGUGACGUCACGCACGACAAGAAGCUCUGGAGGACCUUCUUCAUCUCUCCAGCCAACAACAUUUGCUUCUACGGGGAGUGCUCGUACUACUGUUCCACCGAGCACGCGCUGUGCGGGAAGCCAGACCAGAUCGAGGGCUCGCUGGCCGCCUUCCUCCCGGACCUGGCCCUGGCCAGGCGGAAAACAUGGAGGAACCCCUGGCGACGUUCCUACCACAAGCGCAAGCGAGCAGAGUGGGAGGUGGACCCUGACUACUGUGAGGAGGUGAAGCAGACGGCUCCGUACAACUCCGGCACACGGCUCCUCGACCUCAUCGACAUGACUGUCUUUGACUUCCUCAUGGGUAACAUGGACCGGCACCAUUACGAAACCUUUGAAAAGUUUGGAAACGAUUCGUUUAUUAUUCAUCUGGACAACGGAAGAGGGUUUGGUAAACAUUCUCAUGAUGAGCUUUCCAUUCUGAUGCCACUAAGUCAGUGUUGUCGAAUCAAGCAAUCAACCUACUUCCGUCUGCAGUUGCUGGCAAAAGAAGAAUACAAGCUGAGCGAGUUAAUGGCGGAAUCUCUGUUCAACGACAAGCUCUCCCCCAUUCUCAUCGACGCCCACUUAAAAGCAAUGGACAGGAGAGUGAGGAUCGUUCUAAAGACAGUCAGUGACUGUGUGGAGAAAGACGGUCACGGCAGCGUGGUGGCAAACGAUGUGGACUUCAAAACCAAUUUUGCCUCCGCCGACAGGUAGUCGAGGAACACGACACCCUCUCUCCCUUUUUUUACUCCUCCAAGUGAGAUUUGGGAGUCUUGCAGAGACUGGUGACCCAAGUUACUUUUUUUGAAUUCAGUGAAUUCAGAACAGAGAUGUAAUUGUUUCCAAAUAUGUAAAGUAGAGAAUCCGUCACAGAUUAUUAUAAUUAAAAAGUUUCUAAGUUAAGGCA
Messenger RNA from Amblyraja radiata (thorny skate), 1909 nucleotides. RefSeq names its product FAM20C golgi associated secretory pathway kinase b (gene fam20cb). The record is from RefSeq and is a predicted model, not a curated record. The transcript is spliced from 10 exons. Gene Ontology annotation, biological process: protein phosphorylation; enamel mineralization. Gene Ontology annotation, cellular component: Golgi apparatus. Gene Ontology annotation, molecular function: protein serine/threonine kinase activity. NCBI's taxonomy places the organism in Eukaryota, Metazoa, Chordata, Chondrichthyes, Rajiformes, Rajidae. The coding region runs from base 103 to 1716 and encodes 537 amino acids.